UGUGGCGGCACCCUUCCUGAACGCGGAUGUCCGUCACAGCUUCGUUAUAACAGCCUGACUCCAGGUGACACUGACAGAUGGGGAGCAUCGAGUUGGAUACGAAGACCGCAUCGUUUAAUGCGCGAAUGAAAACGCUCUUCGGAAUAGGAAGAGUCUUAAAGGAAAAAAGUUAAGAUAGUUUAGUAUCUUUACAAAGUAAUACCGCGUGCGCGAAACCACGUGCAUUUCAGGCUUCAGAGUUUAUGAGUGGUUGAUGAUUUGUUAAUUUUGAAAUCAUUCCUCACCUAAUUUUUAAGGGAAUCAGGUGCUGAACUGAAACAUUUAUUUUGUAUUCUUACGAUUUAUGAAAAUGUCAUUCCAAUAUUUAUUUAUAAAAUUACAGUGAACUUUUUUUAAUGCAUUAAUUUUGAAACUUGAUGGAAGGACAAAUUGAACGCUAUAUGCUAAAAUAACUAAUGCACAAAAAUUAAGUUUAUUAAAUGCACAUUUGCCGUUAAUAAAGUGAUUCGCUUGAAUAUAAAUUAAGAACAAUAUUUGCCAAAAUGAAAAUUCGUUCUGGAAGGAUAAAAAAUAUUCCCUGUGAUUGUGCCGAACAUGCUGCAGUUUUGUUUGCAAUUAUUGUUCUUCAAAUAACUACAGGGUUGCCGACAGCUCAUGAAGGUCAACGUGGGCCGAGCUUCUUCACAGAGCCACCCAGCAAAGUCGAAUUUCAGAAUGACACCGGAACAAUCGUUCCAUGUUCGGCUCAAGGACAUCCUGCACCUAUGAUUUCAUGGACUCAGCAGGACGGUAAUAUACUCCAUGAUGUAACAGGAAUUAGACAUACCCGCCCUGAUGGAUCUCUCGUAUUUCCACCCUUUUCAGCCGAGGAUUUCAGGCAAGGUGUUCAUGAUGCCAUAUACAGAUGUGUGGCCACGAAUAUAGUUGGUAGCAUCAUUAGCCGAGAAGUUCACGUCAAAGCCG
Molecule: messenger RNA, 963 nt
Organism: Stegodyphus dumicola
Lineage: Eukaryota; Metazoa; Arthropoda; Arachnida; Araneae; Eresidae
Product: cell adhesion molecule Dscam1-like
Biological process (GO): homophilic cell-cell adhesion; axon guidance; dendrite self-avoidance
Cellular component (GO): axon; plasma membrane
Molecular function (GO): cell-cell adhesion mediator activity
Source: RefSeq, a predicted model, not a curated record